This is a messenger RNA of Lactuca virosa, 1169 nucleotides long. NCBI's taxonomy places the organism in Eukaryota, Viridiplantae, Streptophyta, Magnoliopsida, Asterales, Asteraceae. The record is from the annotation of a GenBank genome assembly.
GUUUGUUUAAUAGUUUGGGAUAAAAUUUGUAAACAUACAACCUACAAGAGAAAGCACGCAUCUUCAUAGAACAAGUCAUGGCUUUUGGAUUUACAUCUUUGGUUCUUUUCUUUCAUCUUCUUCUUGUUCAGCAUGUGAUAGGAGAUAGCGCUACACAAGCUAAUGUCUUAAUACUCAAUAAAUUGGAGGAUGACACUAAAGAUCUCCAUCAUCAUGACCAUACGCAUCAAGAUCAUGGUCAUGGUCUUGAUCAUCAACAUUCAUCAUCCUCGUCAUCAUCGACGAAUCAUAAAGACCCUCAAUUAAUGGUUUUCUUCAUGAUAAAUAACUUAAAAGAAGGCGAAGUGAUGCCUAUUUACUUCCCAAACAGACACCUUUCCCCAUCUCAAAUCCUUUCUAAAGACGAAGCCGAUAACAUCCCUUUUUCUCUUGAAGAAUUCCCAAACCUCCUUCAGUUGUUCUCAAUCUCACACGGCUCUCCACAAGCCAUAGCCAUGGAAAACACCCUCAAAGAAUGUGAGGUCAAGCCCAUUAAGGGUGAGACCAAAUUUUGUGCAACCUCAUUAGAAUCGGUCUACGACUUCACAAGGGAAAUCUUUGGAUUUGACACUCGUGUCAAAACUUUGGCAACAACCCACCUUAAACACUCAUCUGUUGGACUUUUGCAAAACUAUAAAGUGGUUGAAAUCUCACAAAACAUACCAUCUCCAAAGUUAGUAGCUUGUCACACCAUGCCAUACCCAUAUGCAGUGUUUUAUUGCCAUAGCCAAGAGAGCGAGAACAAGGUGCUUAUGGUUUCAUUAGAAGGUGAAGAUGGUGAUAUGGUUGAGGCACUGAGUGUUUGCCACAUGGAUACGUCUCAGUGGAGCCGUAAGCAUCCAUCCUUUGGCGUGCUUGGUGUCGAGCCAGGAACCUCCUCUGUUUGUCACUUCUUUCCUAGCGAUAACUUUGUCUUCAUACCUUUUUCUGCAACCAUGUAAUCAGUAUGCUUAGAUACGUACACAAAACAAAAGAAGGAAUUAAUUUUACUGCCUUUGUUUGUGACGUUAAAUAAAAUUCAUCCAAAGAGACGCCAUGUUUGGUUAUGUUUAGUAUUCCCCUUCACAAUAAUAUCGCAUGUUUUGUGGUAUAUUUUAACAUUGUGGUUAAUUUGUAAUAUACAGUGUACU